CGUGUAGAGCUACGUACCAGAACCUGUUGAAAUCGAUAGGCAUAAAUACAUAUAUUAAUUUAGUACAUCGAACCAGUAGAAUGGAACACUAAACAUAAAGUACGAAAAUACUAGUAUUUUCAGAAGAUUCUGUAUCAACAGGGCGAACACGAACGUAUGGCACAGAAAGAWAUUAUAAAACAGGAUUCCCCACAUCGUUUUUUAUUCCGUUGCCCGCAAACCGGUCAUCUUCCAGAAAAAAAUUGAUAAAAGGAAUUGUAUUGCCAACCAACACCAGCAUGGAAAAGAAGGGCGAUCCCAUCGGAAUUCCCGACGACGAAAAGAAGGUCGUGGAAAAAGAAAGAGAUACGGCGGCAGAUCUAGACAAAGAAAAAGAAGACACAGAAUCUGUGUCGAGUACGAAACCCGUAAACGAGCCGGUAAUUGAAGAUAAAACACACAAAUCCAUUCAAUCAACGAACUCCGGAAAUGCGACAAACCAACCCGGGGCGUUUGCCGUCAACAAUCCACUCUUUCGCUCCGACAACGAACGAUCGUCUACCGAUUCAACGCCAUCGGUCUUGCCACUGGCUUCGGCAGUAGCAAGCGAUCAAGCAGUUGUUACUCCGGUUGCGGUUCGGACCGAGCGGAUCUUUGUAGCAACGGCCGUUGAUUUCGACGAGGAGGAGCAACAGGAGAAGCAACGAACAAAGUCUUCGGCGUGGGGAACGUGGUGGAAGUAUUGUGUUGCCGCGAUUGUUUUGUUGCUGAUCACCGGGAUCAUUAUUGGCGUAGUAGCAUUUCAGCGAAACAAUAAAAGCGAGCAAAGCGAACGACAGGAGGAGGCACCGAAAUCGGAUCAUGAAGUUGUCGCCUUCCGCCGGAACUCCAUCCUCGAGAUCGUUUCCCCGCUGAGCGGAGCAGAGGCCUUCGACCCAGCCGGUCCCGGGGCCUCGGCCGAUCGGAUCGCCGCCCUGGAAUGGCUCGUCGAAACCGAUCCGGCUCGGAUCCCGGUUCCGGGUGCCAACGAAACGGAUCGGGUGUACGACCUCCGGCAGCGCUAUGUUUUGGCCCUCCUCUAUUUUGCCCUGACCGGAGACGGCUGGAACGACAGGUUUAAUUUUCUUUCGGGAAGCGAUGCCUGCGAUUGGAACACGAUUCGACGACAAGAAGAAGAAGGCGUGUUUCGUGAAAGCGACACGGAUGUGAGGGGUGUUGUUUGCAACGCCGAUGGCAAGGUGUCCAUUAUCAAAUCGUGUAAGUCGGAAGAACUUUUUUAACAUCACUUGUGGGAACAGUGAAGAUGGUUCGCUCCUUCCCCAACGAACACGAUGAUCUCGUCCUGCAGUUGCGCUUUGGAUGGAGGAGGUGAUUUUCAAACCAACUACAGCUUCCUCACAGUUUAUCGGAAUCGAUUCGAUCUUGUCAUUCUCGCGCAUAACCUCUUGCAGAUUGGAACAGGAUGUCUGGAACGAUUCCUCACGAAUUAUCCUUCUUUUCCGACUCGCUGGAAGAGCUUAAUCUUGGUGGAGGUUCUAUAUCCGGAUCCAUCCCCACCAGCUUUAGCCAGCUGCUAAAAUUAGAUUCUCUCUGGUUGAACGACAACUGCCUGACAGGCUCACUGCCGGACACUACACGGCUCCUCUCGUUGUAUGUCGUCAACAACAACGAUCGCUUGGUCGGAUCCCUCAACCAGUACUGCAACGCCACCUCCGGUUCGAGAAAGGACGGGGUCGGGGCUACGCUGGCAGACUGCGAUGCCGAUCCUGCGGCGCCCGGCGGCGGUUCCAUCGAGUGCGACUGCUGUUUUUGCUGCGACCCCGGAACCUACACGUGCACGGACCUCGUGGCCGGCGCCUCGUGGCCCUCCUACUUCCUGAACGACUUUUCCCCGGGCGGCGGACUCGAGAUUUUGGCCAAGCCGUGCGUGACGGAGGCCCAGACCGACUUUUUCCGUUCCGAGUGCCCCUGCGUCGUCAACGUCAGCACCGAUCUGGUGCAAGAGCCCUUCCAGGGCCAGUGCACCAAGAACUGCACCGAGCCUGGUGCCGUUCCGAGCGUCGACUUGGACCGCUUUCGUUGAGAGCAAACGCCGGUCACCCCUGCCGAGCUCCCGUUGUUGGUUUGAUUUUGGGCAUUUGUAUCCUUUCUAGGAGUAGCACGAGAAGAAGUACAAGAGYCAUCAUUUUGCCAACCUCUCAUGGACUAGAACAACUAUAUCAGAAGAACAGAAAAAUGCUUAGUACAAAAAGAUCUCUGACCCGUAUUUCUAGUCCUAUAUGUAAUAGUU
This is a messenger RNA of Pseudo-nitzschia multistriata, 2269 nucleotides long. NCBI's taxonomy places the organism in Eukaryota, Bacillariophyta, Bacillariophyceae, Bacillariales, Bacillariaceae. The record is from the annotation of a GenBank genome assembly.